Messenger RNA from Anopheles moucheti, 2375 nucleotides. RefSeq names its product U3 small nucleolar RNA-associated protein 18 homolog (gene wcd). The transcript has a single exon. NCBI's taxonomy places the organism in Eukaryota, Metazoa, Arthropoda, Insecta, Diptera, Culicidae. Gene Ontology annotation, biological process: rRNA processing. The coding region runs from base 44 to 1978 and encodes 644 amino acids. The record is from RefSeq and is a predicted model, not a curated record. Gene Ontology annotation, molecular function: protein binding. Gene Ontology annotation, cellular component: Pwp2p-containing subcomplex of 90S preribosome; small-subunit processome.
GGUUUUGUGUGGUCCCUUCUUGAAUAUAUUGCUGAAAAAUACGAUGGAAAGCGACGAUGAUUUUGGUCAUCUUGAGCCCAGCGUUGUUAGUGAGCUGCGGGCGCAGAUGGGCAACAAAGAAACGGUCCAUGAGGAUGAAAAAUCGUCUAGCGAAGAUGAAGCUGCAUCGAUCAAGUCAGAGAGUGGCGACGAGGAAGUUGUGCCGGACUGUGCAACAAAGCAUACAGAGCUUGACUCUAUAAAAUCUGAUCCUGAAUCGCAAAGUGAUGAUAAUUCCGAUGAUGGUGAGCGGAGUAAUCUAAUUUCCAGCUACGUCAGCAUUUUAAAAUCGACAAUGAGAUACAGUGAUUCUUCAGAUAAAUCGCAAGAAUCGUCCGAUGAAUAUGAUGUAAAGUCUGAGCCCGAAACGGAAGAUGAGACAAAUCAAGCUAGGAAUGAAUCGGAUGAGGACAAAGAUCAAAGUAUGGGAAGUAUCGAUAUCAGCACAUCCGUGAAGAAAGGCGAUAAAUCAGCUGAAAACACAAAAGAAAAUGAAGCAAAGAAGCAGAAAUCGAAGAAGAACGGCGCAGAAAGAGCAAAAGAGGUAAAGGUAGAUCAACCCAGCUCUAAAAAAGAAAAAAAACUGAUGUCACUUGUGUUUGGAGGCAAAGCGGAAUUAGUAUCGCAAUUAACCAGACAGAAGAAUAACAAAGCAAAAGCUAAACGUUCAACACAACCUGAAGAAGAUGUACGAACAGCGGACGACAAAUCGAAGCCGCCGAAACGAUCGGCCAUUUGGCACGAUUCGGAUGAUGACGAUGAAGAGGACUCGGCCAACAUGAAGCGAAACAAGUUCUCGCGUCUAGAACUGCCGGAGCAGUUGACAAAACAAAGACGGCGCAAACAGUUCGAACAGAUUGUCGGCCAACCAAAGUGGGCCGAUCUGGAUCGAGUGCAGGAGCCCGAUUCGGACGAAGAGAUCCUUCAAACGGUAGGGCACGUCGUUAAGGGGACACCCUCACAGGGACUGCCUAAGGGUAUGAUCGAGUUGAAAAAGUUAAAGAAUUUGAACCGCGAAACGAAAGCCGAAGGAGAAAUUAGCUCCAUCAAUUUCCAUCCGACCUCGAUGGUGGCGAUCAUAACCGGCAAACGAGGUCUGGUGUCGAUCGUCGCAGUAGAUGGAGUGCGCAAUGAGAAGCUCCACACGAUCUGGUUGCCGAAGAUGCGUGUCGUUUGCAGCAGUCUGUCGCCGGAUGGCGACGAAGCCGUGUUCGGCAGUUACCGUAAGUUCUUUCACGUUUAUAACCUGAUCAGCGGGCAGAGUGACACUCGCAAGAUACCCGAGCGAGCGACGUGGUUGAUGAAAAACUUUCGCGUGUCCCGAUGUGGAAAGUAUCUGGCCUCCGCUGGCGAGUGCGGCGAGGUACAUCUCAUGAGCGCCAAAUCGAAAGAGAUGCUGCAAACGAUUCAAUUACGACAGGUGUGUUCUUCGCUAGCAUUUACGCCCGACUCAAAAUACUUGCUGUGUCACAGCAAUGAUACGGACGUGUCCGUAUUUAGUCUGGAGAAAAAGAGAAUCGUGAAUAUAUUCUACGACGAUGGUUGCGUUAAUGGAUCGUGCAUAGCCGUCUGUCCCAAUGGACAGUAUGUGGCAACAGGUAGUAGACAGGGCAUCGUUAAUAUUUACGCGCUGGAUAGUACGCUGACGCAGAAACAACCGGUGCCACUGAAGACCAUUACCAAUUUAACCACAUACAUUGAUUCGCUUUCGUUCAAUGCGACCUCGGAGCUGCUGGUGAUGGCAUCGUCAACUGUUAAAAAUGCUGUUAAACUAAUCCACGUCCGGAGUGGAACAGUGUUCCGGAAUUUCCCGCUACAUAUGACACACCUAGGGCAUGUAACGGCGGCCCAAUUUUCUCCUGCUGGCGGAUAUCUGGCACUAGGAACAAAGCAAAGCACGGUUUUGUUGUUCAGAGUGAAGCAUUAUCCAAAUUAUUAACAAAUCGAGUUAAUAAAGUUCUUGGCAUAAAAAUGUAAUGAAGAUUAUUGAUGUAUUGAUGAACGACUAUUACUUUAAAACUCAUCCAUAUCCAUUGCUGACAUUUGGUUGAGGAAUUUCUUGUACAGUGCCAUGAACUGCGCCACGAACGCUUCCAGAUGAAAGAUGUGUUUGCUACCACGUUGCAUCCGAUGGUCGUACAGUCCGGCAAAGCUGAGCGUUUGCGUUUUCAAGCUCAUGUCGCAAUUCUUCACAAGAAUAUGAACCAAACCCUUGAAAAUGAUAUCCGGCGGUAUGCCUUGGGACAGCAGCUCAUACAACCGUUCGCGGACAACCUCCAUGCGUUGGGGUGUUUGCUCCUGCACGAUCAUAUUGGCCGUUUCCUUGAGGUACGUCU